AUGCCUGUCGCUGGCUUUGUAAAUUACAUCUGGAACGUUUUAACCGACACGAAUGGUGAGGUGACGGUUGACAAGUUGGACAAAUUACCUGAAGCUAAGGUAGAAGAAACACAGCGCGCGCUCACAAACGUAUUCCAGCAAUUGAGCGCAGCGCAGCAGGUGGCGGAACUUUUUGCAAUGGAGGACAGACAGCUGAGGCUGUUUAACGUGCAAACACAUACCGAGUUGAUGGCCAUUAAAGAGGAGAUCGCAAAAGAGAUAGAUACGGCGAUGCUGGAGGUGGAGAAAUCACGGAAGAAGGCGGAAGAAACUGUGGCGACGUGGAAGAAGACGCUACAGGGGCUAGAGGAGGCUACCCAGAGAAACGAGCAGGUGUUACAGAAAAUUCGAGAGAAAAAGAAACAGGAGCUACGGGCAGAUCUAGAGCUACAAAUGAAGCUAGUGAGCGAAGACAGGCGAGAGGUCGAAAUUUUGGAGGAGCUGGAGGGGCAGUGUGAGUUGGAGAAAUACUUGAAAGAUGAAGAAUUGGCAAGGCUGCAGGAGCUAGAGCAACAAGAAAUCGAGCGAAAGCGAGUUUUAAACCAGCUUCAAGAGCUGGAGAAUCAACAAGAUCGCGAAAAUAUUCAAAUUGAAGUGCCGGAAAGGCAUCAAAAGUCAGAGGAGAAGCGAAGUGAGCUGCAAAAAAACAAUUCCGACUUUGCCAAGAUGGAUAAAGGUAAGAAACGCGCAAGUUUUGCAAAAGAUGUGAUUGCUUGGUACAUAUCAAGAGAACAACUGGCGCUGGGUGUAGCAAUCGCAGUGUUUCAGAAGUUCGUGCUGCCUGUGGCGGUAAUUCUGAGUCUAUUCCUCACAUUUACGGUGAUCAUCGCAAAAUGCAAAGCAAUAAAUACAAAAACAAGACGCAAUCAGCGUAUCUUGUAUUCCAGUUAUCCAAAAAGCUAUCAGCCAAAAGCAAAACGUCAGUAA
Plasmopara halstedii is the source of this 966-nucleotide messenger RNA. RefSeq lists its product as uncharacterized. The transcript is spliced from 2 exons. The coding region runs from base 1 to 966 and encodes 321 amino acids. NCBI's taxonomy places the organism in Eukaryota, Oomycota, Peronosporomycetes, Peronosporales, Peronosporaceae. The record is from RefSeq and is a predicted model, not a curated record.